Colletotrichum fioriniae is the source of this 630-nucleotide messenger RNA. RefSeq lists its product as uncharacterized. NCBI's taxonomy places the organism in Eukaryota, Fungi, Ascomycota, Sordariomycetes, Glomerellales, Glomerellaceae. The record is from RefSeq and is a predicted model, not a curated record.
AUGCAAGAAGCCAUAAGUGAUCAGUCGGCGAGACUUGGAAAGGCAGGGGCCGCUGGCGAUUGUACCAUGGAGGUGGAGGAGGAGGAGGAUAUCCUACAAGCCGUGCCGGCUCUGGCGAUGUUCAUUCCUCUAGAAGAGAGCCUCUUCGAUCCUUACGACGCUCCGCGUACCGAGAUUGAGCGCAUCAAGCUCUGCCAAGAGAACCUCGAAAAACACACAGCCGCCGUCGAGCAGAACCUUGUCUUUGUUUAUGAGCGAGAGCACAGGCGAAUCUUACAGGUAGCGAAACAAGAGGAAGCGGAAAACGGCUUCAUUGAGACACCCGCGGGCCUCAUGCAAGGCGAGGAAGCACUCAUCAUGGAUUCGGUCCACGCCCCGAUACCGCCCGGCGCCGAUUACAACGACCGGCACCUGUCCACAUACAAGCCUCCCGAGACUCCGCAAGUGAUGCCUCCUAGGCCAUCAGCACUUCAAUGGUCUCUCUACAAUGCUGGCCAAGCCGUGAGUCAACUGCACGGAUACACCAACCACGCCCAAGAGCUCAAAGAGCCCUAUCAAGAGAUGUUGAAAGCUGCACUCGCGGCAUCGUCUGCCAACCAAGGGCAGGGAGAUGAGCCUGCUCGGAGCUAG